AUGAGUCAAAUUUUUUUAUCACUUAAUAACGACAACGUAUUUUCUGGCAUUAUUCCAAACGAAACAUAUUGGUAUAAUGACAUUAGAAAUUUUCAACCAAGACGGCUGGACACGACAUACCUAGAAUGGGCGGUAUUAUUUCUAGGAUGGUAUAUCAUUCUAUCCGCAGUUCCUAACUUAUGGAUAGAUUAUGAUUUAUGGAAUGCAUUUGUAAAUCGCGAUACCACCUCUCGACCGUUGAAAGUUACGAAGGAGGAACAACGGGAGGCUCGAGAUAUUACCUCGUUUCCAUACCAACCAACAAUUCCCCAUAAAGAAGUUUCCGGUACUAGCUCACAAAGAAUGGUUUGUAUCGACAAAACUUUUGGAAAAGAAAAACGAAUAGAGUCAUUUAACAAUAAAGUAUUGGCAAAGAAUAAACAAUCAUCUCCGGCUAAUCAAUUAGUUAAUACUCUUCAACAUCAAAAGGGAAAAGAAAUGGACGGCUCGGAACAUUUAUCAACGUGCAGUACAGCCCUAAAGAAAAAGGAAAUCACUCAACCUCAAGCAGCGUCUCCCCUUUUGGAUAUGAAAUUUGAGAGGAUAAACAAAUACCACCCAAGAAAUCAGCAACAAGUAAAAGGAAAAGGACGACGUCAAAGUAUAGCACGAGUAGUUCUAAAAGGAAAUAAAAUCUCCAUAUCAGAGAAAAUAUCAUUAAAAAACAAUUAA
This is a messenger RNA of Funneliformis caledonium, 711 nucleotides long. The record is from the annotation of a GenBank genome assembly. Lineage: Eukaryota; Fungi; Glomeromycota; Glomeromycetes; Glomerales; Glomeraceae.